CCCACUGAAGCCAUAUAAAGCCUCUGGAGGCAUACUGCUGUGCAUUUGUGAUCAUGAAGGCUGUCCUCUUUGCUCUGCUGGCCACCAGCCUGGCCUUGCAGCCAGGUGCCGCCCUGCAGUGCUACUCCUGCACUGCCCAGGUGAGCAACAAUGACUGCCUGAAUGUGCAGAACUGCUCCCAGGACCAGAACAGCUGCUGGACGUCGCGAGUCCGUGCCAUUGGGCUUGUGAAGGUCAUCAGUAAGGGCUGCAGCUCAAAUUGUAUGGACGACUCGGAGAACUACUACUUGGGCAAGAAGAAUGUCACGUGCUGCUACACUGACCUGUGCAAUGUCAGCGGGGCCCACACCCUGCAGCCAGCCACUGCCCUGGGGCUGCUCACUGCCCUUGGUAGCCUGCUGCUGUGGGGCUGUAGACAUUAGUAGGUACCAAGAGGGCCCUACUACUGCACCCUAGAAUAGGCAGGGAUGCCCAGGGCCCCGCCAACUCCAGUUUAGGCCUCCUCUGGUCCCCACAGGUGUGUGAUGACAUGGAGCUGGCCCUGGCCCUGCCCCUGCCCAGGUUUCCCUUCAGCCUCCCACCUCCCUGCCACAGCCCAAGGCUGCUAUUUCCACAGCUGGCAUUUUGUCCCAUCAUCGGCAUUCCAUCCCGCCAGCUCCACUCGGGUGCCUCUGCCGCAGGACAGACACCCUUGCCAUCCUCCCCUUCGGGAGCUGAGCCAAACUGCAUGGCAGCAUGUGGUGAGGGCCGGGUGGGGGCUGAGUAGAGGUGAGGUCGGCAUGUUGGUGUGAGGUCUUGGGAGUCCUAAUAGAUGAGGCUUUGGAGUGGGGUGGGGCUUGGUCCAUGUUCAUGGCAUGCCAGAGCACAGUGGGCCUGUAAUAAAUGCCUUUUGGGUGAG
Molecule: messenger RNA, 898 nt
Organism: Nannospalax galili (Upper Galilee mountains blind mole rat)
Lineage: Eukaryota; Metazoa; Chordata; Mammalia; Rodentia; Spalacidae
Gene: Psca
Product: prostate stem cell antigen
Exons: 3
Coding region: 54-422 (122 amino acids)
Source: RefSeq, a predicted model, not a curated record